This is a messenger RNA of Humulus lupulus (European hop), 1238 nucleotides long. RefSeq lists its product as uncharacterized. The coding region runs from base 92 to 982 and encodes 296 amino acids. Lineage: Eukaryota; Viridiplantae; Streptophyta; Magnoliopsida; Rosales; Cannabaceae. The record is from RefSeq and is a predicted model, not a curated record. The transcript has 7 exons. Gene Ontology annotation, biological process: protein folding; protein complex oligomerization; response to heat.
CACCACUCACUCACUCACUCUUGCUACAAAACCUUGUACCUUCGUUUCAUCAAUCAUCACUCUGAUCAAAUCAGAUUCCAAAGCUCCAAAGAUGGAGGCUCAAGCUGUAGCCAGGCGCAGGAUCAACACCAUCGCCUCUCACUUUCAACUUCCCUCCACCGAUGACCACUCCUUGUCUCCCACUCAUGUCCUCCCCAUGAACUGCAGCAGCACUUUGAACUCUGUGAUUCGAAGGUACGAUAAUAAAAUGUACUUUGCGAGGCAAGGAUCUGUUUAUCUACCUAAUUUCAUGAGACAAACUUCAAAUGAAGAUGUGAUUGAGACUGUGAACGAAAACAACAACAGCACCACCACUUUAAACUCUGCCACCAGAAGAUUUGACAAUAGACUGUUUUUUGCUCGCCAAGGAUCUGCUUACCAAGCCAAUUUCAUGAGGGAGGCAUCCAAUGAUGAGGUACUUCCUCCCCAACCAGACACUCCUCCUAAAUCCUCUUAUUCUAGAAAUGAGGGUCUCUAUUAUGUUUCUCCAGAACGACCCUCAUUUUCUAGACCUUGCUUACAAGCACAAGCUGUUGAGCAAUAUCAUGCUGACACUCCUAAGUUUUCUGUACCAAGUGGAAUACUCAGUCAUCAAAGAGAGCAACACUCCUCCUGCUCUAAUGUGAUGGAAUGGUCCCCAAGGAUGGAUGUUGCAGAAUCAGGACGCAACUUUGUCAUCACUGUUGAGAUUCCAGGAGUUUGUGUCAAAGAUAUUAGGGUGGAAGUUGAUGAUAAGAGGUUGUCUGUAGCAGGCAAACGCUCCACAGAGCACUGGAAAGUGUCAGGCUGUUCUAAUGACUCUACUGCCUCUGCAUAUCUCAGAAGAGAGAUUGUGGAAGGGCCAUAUGAGGUUGUGUGGCCACUUCCAUCUAAUGUGAACAAAGACUCUGUCUCAGCUGAGUUUCUAGAUGGAUUUCUACGAGUGAUUAUUCCUAAACUUUGAGAACCUGUUAGUGACUAAGGCAAUACUACAUAUGCAAUAUCAGGUCAUGUGGCAGAGACAAUGCUCAAACAUCAUGAAUAAAAGUCUUUAGAGCUAUAAUAUAUUGUAUUAUGUUAAGAAGUGUUCGAUCUUGCUUCAUAAUGUAUUUGAGUGAACUCUAGAGUUUCCCAAGUACUGCUAUAAAUACGAGUAAUCAUACAUCGUUUGUACUCAAUAGAAAAUAGUGUUCUAAAUAAAGAAGCUACUGUUUAGUUUA